AUGGCCUUCGACACGUUGGCACUCCAUCUCACCUCGAGUAUCCUACUAUCGUACACCGUCGUGCAAAGACCUAGUGCUCCCCGGAAGCUUCUCAUGGCGCUCAUCAUCGUCCACGUUCUCCGCAUGGCCGUCGAGCUUAUGCCCGUCCUGGCGCUCCUCACUGACGUGUUUGGGGCAUUGGUGAACUUCCUCGGCCGUCCUCCUUGCGUCCUGAUCCUCGCCAUGGCCGCCCUCGUCCCUCGCGAAUGUUCCCACUGUCGCAAGUGCGCCAUCCGCAUCCCAGCCUCAAGGUUCACGAAGGCUGCCCUGGGGGUCGACUACGACUGCCUUGUCACCGGCAUCAGUGCUCUGUCGUCUGCGGUUUUCGACAAGCUACCCGUCUGGCCUAGCUUCGACGCCUUCGCCUUCAGUCGACCGUGCCUACUUCCCCUUCCUGCCAUUUCUACGUCGCUCAGCAUGUCCAAGGACAUCGGUUCUGCGCUCAUCGAUCUCGUCUCAUCUCCCACCAUCACCGUCAUGGAUCUCGCGUUGGUGCCUUUCAAGGGAGCGGUCACAUCCGCCUUGGUUGCUGCAGAGUCGCUCGUGUCCGUUGCAUCUAGCAUGGUUGAAGAUCUAGCGUUGGUGCCAUCCAAGGGAGCAAUGACCUCUUCCUUGGUCGCUAUGGAGUCGCUCGUCUCCAUCGCCUCUAGCGUCGCCCAAGAUCUUGCACUGGUCCCCUCCAAGAGCACGGGCACCUCUAUGUUGGUCGCUGCAGAGUCCUUCGUUUCUCUGGCAUCAGUUGUCGUCGGAGAACUAGCACUAGUUCCAUACAAGGUCGCGGUCUCCUCCACCUUCGCUGCUACACCAUCUCUCGCGUCCGUGGCAUCUGGGGUCGUCGAAGGACUAGCGUUAAUUCCCUUCAAGGGAGUGGCUGAUACCACCUUUUCUGCCGCACAUUCUCUGGCACAUCUGGCUCUUGGGACGAUCGAGGACGUUACCGGGCUCUGGGAACCUGAGCUGCUCGAUAUCUGGUCCACCACCACUACGCAAUGGAUCGACACCCAGGAUGGUCUCUGGCUGUUCAUCCAGCACAUGCACGUCCCGAAGUUGUCUUGGAACAUCGGCGACGUUCCCAUCAUCGGUUCCUGGGCGGAGACUAACUGCGUGCGCCUCAACGCAGUUGAAGUCGGCUAUGACUCGCAAGACAUCUUGUGCAUGCUUUGCGAGAUAAUCGGCUACCCGGGAUAUUAUCAAGCCGUCCCGUUGGACGCCUUCCCUGACAUAUUCAAUGACACCGCUCUCCCCACACAUUGGCUCACGAACUUUGCUCACCAUUUGUGGUCUACCUCCUCUGGUCGCGUAUCCGUUCCGACCGUCGUCAAGGCCUCGGACCCUCGCCUUGGCCUGGUCCUCGGUCGCCGACCCAUCACCGCUCAGUUCCUCGCGCGUCUGCACCGAUACGUAUCUGAGCGAGUUGAAGAGUCGAAGACCCCCCGAGCGAACGACGUAGCCUCGUUGUUCCCUACAGUCAAGCUUCCAUCCGGAAACAAGUCAAGAGUAGCCCUUCCGCUCGCGAUGUCCAAGCUCAUUGACAUCUGCGCGAGCGACGCCGGGCUCAUUGUGACCUCGGUCGAUGUCCCAUCCGGUACAUCCAGCGACGCGCCCCUUGCCAACGUGAUCGUCAAGCUGCCAAGUGCUAACGCAAUUGAAGUACAAGAGCAGCAACGCAAGGAGUGCCGCGGGUGCCCGGGCCCUCGAGAGAAGCAUGAGAGCGAAGUUGACGUGACCCCUGCGGUCACUGAUGACAAGGAAAACACCCCAGUCUCUGCUGCGGGCUCGGACGAUGACGCCAAGAAGAGUCGUCGCCCAACGCGGAUGACCUCGGCUGGUAUGCGCAUGGUCAACAGGGCUGUCUUGAACGCACUCUACCACAACCGCCGUCGAUGA
Messenger RNA from Rhodofomes roseus, 1926 nucleotides. RefSeq lists its product as uncharacterized. Lineage: Eukaryota; Fungi; Basidiomycota; Agaricomycetes; Polyporales; Fomitopsidaceae. The transcript is spliced from 3 exons. The coding region runs from base 1 to 1926 and encodes 641 amino acids. The record is from RefSeq and is a predicted model, not a curated record.